This is a messenger RNA of Triticum aestivum (bread wheat), 3392 nucleotides long. RefSeq lists its product as uncharacterized. The record is from RefSeq and is a predicted model, not a curated record. NCBI's taxonomy places the organism in Eukaryota, Viridiplantae, Streptophyta, Magnoliopsida, Poales, Poaceae. The coding region runs from base 1422 to 3191 and encodes 589 amino acids. The transcript has 3 exons.
UGGUCCUGUCCACUCCGCCGAAGCCCAUGCCGUAACGUUCGGCCAGUGCCACGAUGGUGGAGCGCACAACAACCCAGCCAGCCAGCCGCCCCGACCGGAGUGCGGAAUAAAUCCCAACCCCAUUCCCAGCAAGCAAACCUCCACAUCUCCAUGGAAUUUAGAACCACCUGUCCAUCUCCAUCUCCUAGAUAGCCAACCCAACCCCAAGGAAUUUCGUGCUCCUAAUCUCGGGGGCUGCGAUCCGGUCUCCUUCGUGCUCGUAGGAGCGGCGUAGCUCCGUCAUCGUCAUCACCAGUUUAGUAGUCGUCGUCCUCGCAGCGAGUUCACAUGGUCUGCUGCUCUCAGUCUGACUGCGCGCAGCAGCAGCAGGCGUAAAUCUUCUUUGCCACCGCAACCCAACCCGGCAAAAGUCCUGCUGCCUGCCGUUGCCUCUUCUCCGGCCGUUUCGGCUUUUCCUCCCCCGCUGCCGCCGCAGAAAGCCAGCAAGCUCUCGAGCUCGCAAUCAAACCUUCCUCCCCUUUUCGCCCAGCCUUUCCCCCUCCUCUCUCCGCAGGCAGCACUAGUAACUGCCCUGCUUCCUUGGCUGCUCUUCUUGAAGCGCCUUCCUUAAAACCGGAGGGCAGUUACUCUGCCGCCAUUAAAGCCCUGCUCCGGAACUCCACCGGCGGCCGUUUCCACCCUCUCGCCUCCGGCGGGUCACAAUCCUCGCCUCGCCACCGAAGAAGAAAGAUGACAGGGAAAGAGGAGGAGGAGGAGUGAAAGGAGACAGCCCGCUCCUUGACGCCUCCCCCGCUGCCCCUCCCCGUUCGGGAAACCUACCACCGAUUGCUCUUGCUCGCUCAGGUCCCGUCCCCAUCCGUCCACCCAUCCGUCGUCGUCUUCCUCCUCCCGAUUUCUCUUUCGAGGUCCGGUGAAAAGCUGGUUCCCCUUGUCUCUUCCUCCACAGGGUAGCGAGCGGAGCUUCUUGCGCCUUGGCUUUGGCUUUGAUUCUUUCUCUCUAUCCUUCUUGGCCCCUCUCAUCUGAUGGCUCCGGCUUAGGUCCCGGGUCCUCCUCACCUAAUCUUGUUUCUACUCCCGGUUGGUACCGCCAGCAGCCCCGCCCGCCUGCCUUGCCGGUCCAAGCAAUCCAUCGAUCUACCCUCCCUCCCUGCCUGCCUACCUACAUAGCCAGCCUCCACGCACUCCUCAGACUUCUCCAGAGUCACUUCAGACUUGAGAGUUCAGACCAGUCCACCUCACUGCUCUUUCCCAGAGCCUUCUUCCUCCGUGUGCUGGUUGCUGGGAGGUUAGGAGGCAGUGCUUGCUCGCUCGCUCGGUACCAUCAGGGGAGGGAGGCUUCGGGUGCUGCGUGCUGAUCGGCCCCUGAGGUAAUCAAGAUCAGAUUUUCCAGCAUUCACUAGAUUUUUGGUUCUUCGGCGAAGAUGGAGCUCGUAUAUUUGGAAAGGAGGAACGGAUUACGCGGCGACAGCGCCGCUCCAGAGUUCAGUGGAAGGUCAGAAGAUGACCAUCAUCAACACCUGCCAGUUGUUGCACCCGAGGUUCAGUCUGAUCUGGCUCUGGUAAACUACAGGCAGACAUUUCCAUUAGAUGAGAGGAAGAGCAGGAGCUGCCAGACAUGCCACAGGUCACCAUGCUCUUGCGGUGGCGACGCGCCUCGCCCCGACUUGUGCCCGACGCUUCCUGCGAAGAUGAUGAUCUUGGAGUUCCUGAUAAGAAGCCUGAGGCACCCAACAAGAACCCACAACGUGAGUGAUCUCGACGACUUGAUCAGCGGCGGAGCCAGCGCCGGGGAUGUCACCCUCAGUCCUUCGGACAAGAUGAUGCUGGACUCCUUACAUGCGCUGGUGAACGCCAAGACAAGGCCGCCGAAGAGCCCCUCUUUCUUCCUUCCGGGGGCCAAGAUGAGGAAAACCCGGUCAAGAUCACACACCAUAACACAGUCAGAGAUACUGAAGCUGAUAUCCCCGGAGACAUGGGAGAUGUCCUCCCCCGGGGCAUCAUCACCGUCGAAGAGAAGCGCGGCGGAGCUCGCCGCGCAUGAGGGCACGGCGCCUUCUUGCUCAGGCACGGCAUGUCUGAGGUCAAAUCAGCCUGGUCUGUCCUCACACCCACCACCAUCAUCAUCUCUUAGUGCAGGCCUUCUGCAGUGUAUAUGGAAAGAUGGGCUCCCUCACUUUGAACUGUCACUGGACAACCCAAUGGCGAUGUACACCGCAAGCCCUGUCAAGCCGCAUGGCGACGGCAAAGCCGCCGCCGCCGCCGACUACGUCUACCUGUUCCAUUCGGACGAGCAAGGGAAGAAGGACUGGAUGGGGAACUACUCGAGCGGCGUGUCGAAACUCGUCGGCAAGAUGAAGGUGACAAGCUCUCUGGUGCUGGGCUCAGACGGGUCAAGGGGUGUGGAGACUGAGUUUGUCAUGUAUGGCUCCCCUGAUGACUACCUGAGGCAGAUGCAGAGCGCCUACAGUGCUGCAAAAGGCAAGGGGCUGGUGAAGAGGGUGGCAGAGAUCAUGAGGUCGCCCAAUGCUUCCUCCAGCCCGAAACAUGCUGCAUGGGGAAGGUUUGGCAGACCUUCUUCCCCGCUGCGGUUCGACGACGAUGUGCGCGAAAUGCUCGACGCCGAACUGGGCGGUGCUGGAAAGGCGACAGGGUUGGUGAGCCUCGCCGCCGACGAUCUGCCGGCCAACCAGGAGGUCGCGGCGAUCGUGGUGAGGGAACGGCGGGAAGAGCCAGCCGUCGUCGGCGGCUGGGGCCUCAAGUUCCUUGAGAAGGCCGGAGGAGUCGCUCAUUCAGAGAGCAGGAAUAAGAAUGCAAGGUGGUGCAUAAGCGCCAUUGUCCCAAGAGGAUACCACGGCGGCGCGGCUUCCAAGAAGGGCGGCCCGUCGGGGCUCGUCGAGCGGUGGCGGAACGGCGGCCGCUGCGAGUGCGGCGGGUGGGACCUCGGCUGCCCCAUCAGAGUGCUGACCAACGACGGCGGCGGGUCACCGCCGCCUGAGGACGGUGCCAAGUCGGUGGAGCUGUCACCAACGGGGGCGAGGAGCGGCGGCGAGCCGGCGGUGAGGCUGGUGAGCGUCGCGGAGGGCCUCUUCAUCCUCUACUUCGACGCCGGCGUGGUCUCGCCGCUGCAGUGCUUCGCCGCCGGCGUGGCGGUGGUCCACAGCCAGGCGCCCCAGCUCCACCCAAAACUGUGAACCUUCUGUAGUUGGGUUGAAGAAACUGACCUUCUUGUAAGAUUGUUGACUUUAUCUUGAGAGAGAUGACAGGUAAAUGUCCUAGAGCUCGAGCUGUUAAUUCAUCAGCUUUUCUGGAUGAAGGCUGAAAGCCUGGAACUGUAGUAGGAAUCACAGCCCAUGUAAAAAAUGGUGCCGAUAUAAAGUGCACAGAUUUAUUUA